Messenger RNA from Eutrema salsugineum, 635 nucleotides. RefSeq lists its product as uncharacterized. The coding region runs from base 72 to 524 and encodes 150 amino acids. NCBI's taxonomy places the organism in Eukaryota, Viridiplantae, Streptophyta, Magnoliopsida, Brassicales, Brassicaceae. The record is from RefSeq and is a predicted model, not a curated record. The transcript has a single exon.
CUCUCCAUGAAUGUUCUCAUACAAAUAGCAGUAUUUUCACUUCACGGGAACUCUCCAAAUAAAGCACAAAAAUGGCUUCACAUAGAACCAAUGAAUUUCCACCGUUGAUCUCAAUCAUGAUCGUGUUCAUCGUCCUAGAAUCAACGACCAUAAACGCUAGAGAAUUACGGCCGUCCGAUCACGGGCUCGAGUACUACUACGAACCAGGCGAGUCAGCAUCGGAGAUGACGUCAUUCUUCGGACCCCCUUCUUCAAAUGAGCUGACGUCGACAUCGAUAUCGUCAUCACCGUCUAGCUCGACAUUGCCUAGUGCGGUGAAAUCUCCAAUGACGACGUCACCAAAAGGCCGGGACGAUGAUGAUGAUGAUCACGUGAUGCGUCACGUGCUUGUUGUAGGGAGCUUGGUGUGUGGACUCUCCGGCGUGGCUUUGAUGGUCGCUUCUGCUCUCAUUUAUUUUCUUGGUUACCCCAAAUCACAAAAUUCUUCUGUUAAUUGUGAUCAGAUUCAAAACAAUAACAAAUAGAGAAGAAAAAAAAAAACAAGUAGAAUCUUUCUUUUAUUUUAUGAAUUGCAUUCAAGAAAAUAAAGAUAUUGUCUGCAUUAUUUGUUCAUUAUUAUAGAAAGCAAAUAUUAA